Messenger RNA from Micropterus dolomieu (smallmouth bass), 1968 nucleotides. It is a transcript of the gene limd2, whose product is annotated as LIM domain containing 2. Gene Ontology annotation, molecular function: actin filament binding. The record is from RefSeq and is a predicted model, not a curated record. Gene Ontology annotation, biological process: actin filament bundle assembly. Gene Ontology annotation, cellular component: plasma membrane; actin cytoskeleton. Lineage: Eukaryota; Metazoa; Chordata; Actinopteri; Centrarchiformes; Centrarchidae. The coding region runs from base 175 to 519 and encodes 114 amino acids. The transcript is spliced from 4 exons.
ACCGAGAGACGUGAAGCGAAGCGGCGGAGGGGCAGAGAAACUCACAGGCACCGGCACCAGCGUCUGCAACAAAGCUUGCCAUAAAAGUGAAUGAGAGCGUGAAUAUCCACCUCCAGACAGUGAGUGAACAAACCGCCUCGUUAUCAGCCGGAGUGCCGCAGAGAAGACGCGCAGAUGGACACCAGGAACACCACUGAAGAGAAACCUGUCCAGCGAUCUAAGUCUUUCAGCUUUAAGACCCAAAAGGAAGUGUGUUCAUCAUGUGACAAGACGGUCUACCCAAUGGAGAGAUUGGUUGCCAACAACCUGGUCUUCCAUUCAACAUGCUUCUGCUGCAAGCACUGUAACGCCAAACUCAGCCUUGGCACCUUCGCAGCUCUUCAGGGUGAAUUUUACUGUAAACCCCACUAUCAGCAGCUGUUCAAGAGCAAAGGCAACUACGACGAGGGCUUCGGACGCAAACAGCACAAAGAGCUCUGGGCCUCCAAGGACUCAGAUAAUAUAACAAAGACAGCAUAAUAAUCAUGUCUGCCUGUGUCCCAUCCCAGCCCUGCCUCUCCCUUUUCCUCCUCCUAACACCUCCAAUACAUCACGAUGAACACAUGCCGCAUAGGCUGGGGGCACUGCUAAAUCACCCACGAGCUCACUCGCUUUUUACAUGCCAUCAGAACAGAUACAUGCACAAACAGCUAGGAAAUGACGGGCAAAUCAGAGUCCAUACCACAUAAAAAAUUAAUUUUGGGGAAAAUAUUUAGGAGUUGAUUUUAUUGAUAGCUGCAUUUUUAAAAUUUUAUUUUCCAGUUUCUUAUUUGGAAUUGGUAGUUGAUUGUGACCAAAAGCCUUCUCUGAUAUGGGGAGUCUAAUAAAAAUAAUAAUCACUUUUCUUUUUUAUUCCUUUUAAUGAUUUGCACCCUUUUUAUUUUAUUUUUUAAAAUAAGUAAACUGUAUGCUCAGGCAAACAUAUCAGAGGGGUUACAGAGCAUCAAUGUUUUGCAGUAGAGCAUACACUCAGGUCAAUUUCCACAAAAAAAGAUUGCAUAGUUUCACUCAUUUUUAACAAUACAACACAAAUCAAAAUAAUAGUCCUCAGUAUUGUAACUUUGAUGUCAGUUUGUCAGGUUUCAUAUAUUUGAGGAACAAACAGGGUACAGAGUACUGUAAAAUAACUGCGCACAUCAGCAACAGCUCACCUCUCGUGUUUUUGUGUUUAGUUUUAUUAUUGUUCGCCUCAUCCCAUGGUUUGUUCUUUUAUUGACCACUUUGAGUCUUAUCCUUGCAUGUUGAGAUGAGUGGGUCUUAAUAGCCUUAUCUUAUUCUGACUGACUGUAUCGCUCUUUGGUGUUGUGAAUGAUUUGUUUUAUUAGUUUUCAUUGAUAGCAAACCACUUUUGAAAGUUUUUAAAAGCACUUGAGUUUGGAUUUGAUUGAUGUCACGGCAUAAGUUGAUCCUCGCUGAGCUUUUAUGGUGGAAAUUUUAAUGGAAUUCUCAGAUUGUGUUUUGUAUACUAUCUGUACAUAGAGCUGUCGUUCGUGAUUAGUGAACAUUCCCCGUCACACUGUACUCCCGUCUUGCACAGAACGACCACACGUGCUCACCGGACAAGAUGUUGAUAAUCACAGGGAAACUGAGGCCUCGUUCGUCAACAUCCCUCACUCCUUCGUAUGAAACACUUCAAGAGGAGCUCUAAACGUUUUUGUUAAAUUCCUUACUACAGUUACGUUUCUGUGUCACCAAUGAGGGUGUUGAUGGUCAGAGCUUAAGCCUUGCAGGAAAUCACACAGUUUUGUUCCUUCGUCAUGUCACACUUGAUAGUUGUUGGCGUCUUGUGAUGAUUUUUCCCCCUGCUGUAUUUGAGUGUGUUCGUAUAACUGGACGUGUAACUUUUUAAGGGCACGUAGACAGAUCCAAUUACAGUGUCUUGAACAUCCAUGGCUAUUUGCCCCCCCCUCCCCACCCUAUCCCAUCCAA